UUUGUAUUUUCCUCAGCGAGCAUUGCUAGAACAGAAGCAGAAAAAAAAGCGCCAGGAGCCAUUAAUGGUUCAGUCCAAUGUGGACAGUCGCACAAGAGCGCGUAGAACGAAACAUUCGGAAGAACAAGCACCAUUGGUUGAAUCAUAUCUUAACAGCAACAGCAGCACCAUAUACCAUGCAGUACAGGAGGCCGAACAGGAAGAUGUAAAGGUGGUAGUGGAUGCCCAAGGUCCGAAAUCAACUAAAAAAGCCAAGGCAGCAUCUGCAAGCUGUCAGACUGGCAGUGCCAGAAAGGAGAAAAAAGGGAAACACAAAGGAAUUGAUGGCCCAGCUGCUUUUCAAGAUGAUGUUCAGAAAGCAGGAAGUCAAGUGCAGAUUCUCACUGUUGGGCAGUCUAGCCAUGAUGAAGAUGAUGGAGAGAAAAUGGCUACUGGCCAACAACAGCAAAGCAAGCAGGAUCUUAAAACAGCAAUGCAGAAAAAGGAUCCCCAUGCAAAUACAUCCUGGUCCUCUUCCACCUCCCAGUCCAGUCUUGUCGCCUUGGAUCAUGCUCCUGGCAUUUCAAGCAGCAUGAAUUUUGAUGAGGAAGAGGAUGAGGAAGAUGCAGACAGCUCUAGCUCUUCCCAGCUAAACAGUAACACCCGGCCUGGUUCUGCCACAAGCAAGAAAUCCAGUAAGGAAGUGGCCUCAGCCCCUAGUCCUUCCACAAAUGAGCCUCUCAUAGAUGUUGAUGAUCUGGAGGAAUUUGCUGUAAGACCUGCUCCACAGGGUGCCACCGUCAAAUGCAGAAUCACAAGAGACAAGAAAGGAAUGGAUCGAGGGAUGUACCCUACCUAUUACCUCCACUUGGAAAGGGAGCAUGGUAAAAAGGUGUUUCUGUUAGCUGGAAGGAAACGAAAGAAGAGUAAAACCUCUAAUUACCUCAUCUCCAUAGACCCAACUGACCUGUCUCGAGGUGGAGAGAGUUUUAUUGGAAAACUGAGAUCAAAUCUUAUGGGAACUAAGUUUACAGUUUAUGACAAUGGAGUAAAUCCAAUGAAAACAACAUCAAGCCUGGAGGCGAGUGUCCUGCGUCAGGAGCUAGCUGCUAUUUGUUAUGUAAGUACUGCUCACAGGCAAAAUAUGCAAGAAAGGGCAGUUCAGUUUCUGAAACAGCACACUGAAUUUCCUUCUCACUUAAGGUUAUGUAAAUCAACAUUUGCGCUUUCACAUAGUGAAACAUCUGAUCUUCAGUAGAGAAACCAGGAAAUU
Messenger RNA from Meleagris gallopavo (turkey), 1252 nucleotides. The record is from RefSeq and is a predicted model, not a curated record. NCBI's taxonomy places the organism in Eukaryota, Metazoa, Chordata, Aves, Galliformes, Phasianidae.